Molecule: messenger RNA, 4400 nt
Organism: Podarcis lilfordi (Lilford's wall lizard)
Lineage: Eukaryota; Metazoa; Chordata; Lepidosauria; Squamata; Lacertidae
Source: the annotation of a GenBank genome assembly
GGUCGCUCCCGCCCCGGAAGUGGGGCAGGCGGGGACUACGAGGCCCACAAUGCCGCGCGCGGGCGGCCGGAAGGGAGGGCGGGAGCGCCUGAGUGGCAGCCGGAGGAGGAUGGAGGAGGAAGCGGCGGCGGCUGGCGGGGUCGCGGGUGAGUCGGGGUCGCGGGGGGGGCGGUUGCUAGGAGACGCCUCCGCCAGGGGGGCGGGGGCCGAGUCCGGGGGGGGCGCCCCUCCCUCCCUCCUCCCUCCCUCCCUCCCUCCCUCCCCGGCGCCCACCUGGCAGGGCUGUUGUGAAGGCGGCGCCUGCGCGGGAAGGGGCGCCCCGAGCGGAGCCCCCGGAGAGCAGCUGGAUGGGGGCCUCUCAGCCUGGAGCCCCGAAGGGGGGGGGAGGGGCUCCCAGGCACCUUGAUUCUUCUUCUUCUUCUUAUUCUUGCUAUUGCUUUAUUUGCACCCCGCCACCCUGUAUAUAAAAACAUAAUAGACCAUGAACCCCUGAGCAGACUUCCCUCUCCUGGGCCGCCUUCCCAUGUCUCCGAAAGGCGACCCUGUUCCUUCUUUCCCUGCUCGGUCCUGCACACAGAAACUCAGCUAUACAAUCUCAUUGCCAAAUGGCACGUCAGACCUGGGGAACGUAGGUAUCGGUUUUGAGGUUUUGUUGUUGUUACUGGUUCUACAGUGGUACCUCAAGUUACAGACACUUCAGGUUACAGACUCCGCUAACCCAGAAAUAGUACCUCAGGUUAAGAACUUUGCUUCAGGAUGAGAACAGAAAUCGUGCUCCGGCGGCGCGGCAGCAGCAGGAGGCCCCAUUAGCUAAAGUGGUGCUUCAGGUUAAGAACACUUUCAGGUUAAGAACGGACCUCCGGAAUGAAUUAAGUACCGUAUUUUUCGCCCCAUAGGGCGCACCUCAGUGCCCCCCCCGGCUUCUGGGUGCAGGCAGCUCUCCCACGGCUUGCGGAGAGCUUCCUGAAGCCUGGAGAGCAAGAGGGGUCGGUGCGCACCGACCCCCCUCGCUCUCCAGGCUUCAGCGAAAGCCUGUAAUCGCCGCACACACAUUUCCCCUUCAUUUUUGGAGGGGGAAAGUGCGUCCUAUAGGGCAAAAAAUACGGUACUUAACCCGAGGUACCACUGUAUACAGCUUUAUCUUUUAAAGAAGAAAUCUCAAAAGCGGCACAUUGAAAUACCAACUCAAAACAACCCAGAGCAAAACAAAGUCAAGCUUCCAGGAGAAUAUUUCAGCUCCUUCUUGAAGGGGCCUUUGGCUUCCCCCAGUCGCCAGCCUGGCACCCAGAAAUCUCCACUUGGACAUGCGCCAGUCGCAAAACACACCUGGCUAAUUUCUAAUGCUGCCUGCUCAGCAAAUGCCCUCCAGAACCAGAUGCUGAAAACUGCAGGAGGAGACAUUAUGGCCAGAUCCGGCUUGUGGGCAUCUGGUUGGCUCCUGGGGGUGUUGGUGGGGGUGGCAAGGACACUUAGCUUCCCAUGAGCUGCCAGGCUGAUUCAUGGUGAGACACCCCCACCCUCCCAACACCCUUGGAAGCAGCAGCAACCAUGUCGUCUGCUUCCUCUGCUGGAGGUUUCCAGCAGCCCCAUAGAGUUGGGGGCUGGGGGUUGGCUCCAGAUCUGCGACGUCAUUGUUUUAAUUUUAUCCAUUUCCUAAAACCUAACCAGACUGUAAAACAAACCCCAAUUGCCUCCAAGCUUUCUACAAAAAGAGAGAAACCAAGGAAAAAUUGCAACAGCAGUUUAAAACACAAAAGGUUUAAAGAGCAGAACGGGUUGAGAAUCUGCUUUCUAAGCCUUGUGAUUCUGGGGGGUGGGGAGUGUCCCUGCUGCUUCUCUUGUUCUCACUGCCCUCCUCUUUCCCUUCCGCCCCCCAGGUGUGUGAGGUGUGCCUCCCCUCUGUCGCCGUCGGCCAUGGCUCUGAUUGAGGGCGUGGGGGACGAAGUGACGGUCCUUUUUGGGGUGCUGCUGGUGCUGCUGGUGCUGGCCCUCGCCUGGUUCUCCACGCGCACGGUGGAGCGAGGGGACCCCCUCUUUGCCACCUCCCCCCCUCUGGCCGCAGGGGGGCAGCCGCGGGAAGGAGGCCUCCUGGUGGAAGACAGGCCUGGGGCGCAGGUCUCGGGGGUCCGGCAGGUCAAGGACGAAGGGGCGUCAUCUUCAGCUGCUGCCUCGGACGCCGGGGGGCUCAGGCAUCGGACGGCCCCCAGCCCUGCCCAGGGACCCCGGCUGGCCCCUGGCGCAGAAGCCCCCCCAGCAGACAACACCAUCGUCCUGCGGCUGAAGUUCCUGAAUGACACAGAGCGCCUGGCUCGGGUCCACCCUGACGACACUGUCGGCACCUUGAAGAGGUGAGGGGCUUCCUGUGGGGUUUUGGGGGGCUGCCCCAGCACUGCCGAUAGCUCCCUGUUCAGUGAGUUCCCAGCCCCACUGAAAGGAGCUUCACCACCCACCCUUUGGGGGGCUGCAAUGGCGUCAGAAUGCAAAUACGCAGCCAGCCCCCCUUCUCUGUUAACCAGGGAUGGAUUUGAGCGAUGGGAUGCGUAUCUGUGUCACUUUCCAUUCAGACAAAUCCCAAAGCGGCUCAGAAACAUUAAUAGGACAUCACAAGUACGGCAUAAAACACUGUUAUUAUUAUUAUUAUUUAUUUAAUUCUUGUUUAGCCCUUCGUCUGCAGAUCUCAGACAGUUCACCACAUCAAGUGUAUAAUUUUAAAAAAUCAACAAUUAUGGUCUAGAAAACACAAUUAGCAACCCAGCAACUGAGAAAUAAGCUCAAUAUCACCGUUGUAGUGUAAGUCGUAUGAUAGGCUUAACAAACCAAUAGGGCAUUUGUAAUCUGUGAAACAAUAUUGACAAAAUAGCAACUGAAAAAUGAGCUGAACGCUUCUGAGUUCACACACACACACACUCCCAACCACAACUAUUCAGUUCAUUUAAAUGCAGUGCAUUAAAAGGACCCUGAAUUAGCAGAAAUGCCUACAGCAGAUCCAGAGUUCCACUUAUCAGGGGACCAUCUCCCUUUGGAGUCAGCCAAAAACUUCAAACCCAGGGCAGGGGUUAAGCCGCUGUCACUUAUUAGUGGUGUUUGUAGACGGCCCUCCAGAUGUAUCACAAACUGAGCAGUGUUGGCAGCUUCCUUGUACUGAGCUUGACCCGUUACUUCCACUCACUUAGUUGCCUACACUGGCUGGCAGCAGUGGCCCUCUGGGAUUUCCGGGAAGGUUUCCUCCAGCCCUGCCUGGAGAUGCUGUCGGUGGGGAGGGAAGCCGGGACCUUCUGCUUGCGAGGCAGACGCUCUGCUGGUUGAGCUGUGCCCUUUGGCAUUGCUGGGGGUGUGUGUGUCAAGGGCAUUUGGGGCUCCCUUCCAGCCCUCCCAUGCUAGGAUCCCCUUGUUCACCCGGGCCAAGGGACAUGAGCCUCUCUCCUUCUCUUUCCGCCCCGCCAGGACCCACUUCCCGGGCCAGGAGCAACUGGUGCGCCUCAUCUACCAGGGCCAGCUCCUCCGGGACGACUCUCAGACGCUCUCUGCCCUGCACCUCGCCCACAACAGCGUGGUGCACUGCCACAUCUCGCAGAACCGGCCGUCGCCUGCGCCCGCCCACGGCAACGGUGCCCAGGCGGACGCCGCCCAGGCGGCCCUCAACGUGGGCAGCCUGAUGGUGCCUCUCUUUGUGCUGAUGCUGGGCGCCCUCUGGUACUUCCAGCUCCAGUACCGCCACGUCUUCACGGCCACGGCCACCACCUGCCUGGCGGGCCUCACCCUCGUCUUCAGCUUCGUGGCCUUUGCCGUCUACCGCAGAUAGCGCCCGGACGAGGCCUGGACUCUGUGCGCCAGCCUGCCGGACAGAGACCUCGCAGGCUCCCCGACUGCCUCCUUGGAGCUGCCUGGAUGUGUCUUCCUUGCCUUUCGUCUUUGCGCCUCCCCCCAGGGGGAGGCACCCUCCCAGGAUGCCACACGCAGCAGCGGGUGCCUUGCAUGUACCUCCAAGCGGGACUGGACUGGAGGGGGCUGGGGAGGGGGGCAGGAGCCGCCUGUGGUGCCUAAGUGGGGCAGGGGCCCUGGGGGAGGGGCUGGUGGGGGUGGGGCCUUGUGUGCCUGGGCCGAGAGCAGUGGGCGGGUAGGGGCGUGUUUUAAAAUUAAAACUGUGAAGGAUGGGAAGUGGUCUCCCUCGUGGUGUGUGGCUGCGGGGGGGGGGGGGCUAGAAACUCCGAUGCAGAAGCUCAUCACCAAAGGCCACCUGAGAACUAGGUCAUGGUUGCCACAACAGACUAUCUAGGCACCAAUCCCCCCCCCCCCGAUGAAAAUCAAUUAUAAUUAUAUAAUAUAUAAUUAUAUUUUAAAGAGAAAAUCUCCAAGCUGUUUACAACACAUUGGAACAUCAAAUAAAGCAAUCCGGAAUG